This is a messenger RNA of Macaca mulatta (Rhesus monkey), 815 nucleotides long. RefSeq lists its product as uncharacterized. NCBI's taxonomy places the organism in Eukaryota, Metazoa, Chordata, Mammalia, Primates, Cercopithecidae. The record is from RefSeq and is a predicted model, not a curated record.
ACAGAAGGGGCUUCUCAGAUGCUGACGAUGUUGUAUUUCUUGGUCCUGAUGACACUGGUUACCCAGGUGAAGGCUGAGCCACACACCCAGGACAGGUUAGGCACUUUGUGAGCAAGUUAUCCUUCGGUGAAAUGUUCAUUAAAACAGAUCAUGAGUCAUGUAGCGUUAAAUAUUGCAGAGAAAUAUUUGUAAUAUAUUUAUUGCAGGAGGGAUGGGCUUCCAGGGGGUGUUGGCAAGGGCCAGCCAUGCUGAGCUGUCGUGGGCAUAAAGACCUGAAGGAGAGGAGGAAAGGGGCUAGGCUGAGGAACGGCACGGGCAGAGGCCUCAAAACAGGACUCCGCUUGGCUGUGUCUGAGGAGCCGUGAGACAGGGAGGUCACCGAGGGCCUCGUCUAAUUUCUCCUUUCAUCUGAGUGGAUGGAAACCUUGGAGGGUUUUGGAAAGAGCACGAAAUGAGCGGGCUGUAAGGUUACAUGGUCACUCUGGUUUGUAUUGAGAAGAACUGCAGCAGGCUCAGCAGGGGGCUCAGGUGGAAGCCGCUCUGUGUCUUGGAUUAACAAACACAGGUUUGCUGCCCAUGCUACAGCGGUCAGCCUGGUUGUGUGCCUCCAUAACUGGCCUCGCUGCUUUUUCAUGGUGCAGGGAAAUGCUGCUUCCGGAAGCCCAUUCAUAGUCUCCUUUGUAGCCUGGAAUUGACCCUGGAACAGUUCACAGGUCCUCUCCCUCAGCCCUUUUACUUUUUUUCUGAACCCAAGCUGUGGUCUGAAACCCUCAAUCCUCCCAUAUCUUUUCAGCGCCAGCUUCCCAAAGCUCUGU